Labeo rohita (rohu) is the source of this 2509-nucleotide messenger RNA. It is a transcript of the gene glb1, whose product is annotated as galactosidase, beta 1. The coding region runs from base 82 to 2061 and encodes 659 amino acids. Gene Ontology annotation, cellular component: vacuole. NCBI's taxonomy places the organism in Eukaryota, Metazoa, Chordata, Actinopteri, Cypriniformes, Cyprinidae. The transcript is spliced from 16 exons. Gene Ontology annotation, molecular function: beta-galactosidase activity. The record is from RefSeq and is a predicted model, not a curated record. Gene Ontology annotation, biological process: carbohydrate metabolic process.
GAACUAUUCAUUCACGAGUCAUACAUCUCUAGCAGCAACCAAAACAACUGCACUUGACUUCCGGACCGCCGGUCAAACACCAUGGCGCCUGGUGUCGGACUGAUGUCGGUUCUCCUGCUGACACUUCCAUUGGUCACGUAUGCUGCAACACCCAGUUUCUCCAUUGAUUACCGUCAAAACUGCUUCCUUAAAGAUGGAGAGCCAUUUCGCUACAUCUCCGGCAGCAUCCACUACAGCAGGAUUCCCAGAGUCUACUGGAAGGACAGGCUACUCAAGAUGUACAUGGCUGGUUUGAACGCCAUCCAGACGUAUGUGCCAUGGAACUUCCACGAGCCGGUGCCUGGUCAGUAUGACUUCAGUGGGGAUCGGGAUCUAGAGCACUUCCUACAGCUGUGCCAAGACAUCGGCCUGCUAGUUAUAAUGAGACCAGGUCCCUACAUCUGUGCAGAAUGGGAUAUGGGAGGUUUGCCUUCCUGGCUGUUGAGAAAGAAAGAUAUUGUCCUGCGAUCAUCUGAUCCAGAUUACAUUGCAGCUGUGGAUAAGUGGAUGGGGAAGUUGUUGCCCAUCAUAAACCAUUACUUGUACCAGAACGGUGGACCCAUCAUUACUGUGCAAGUAGAGAAUGAAUACGGCAGUUACUUUGCCUGUGAUUAUAACUAUAUGCGGCAUCUCAGCCAGCUGUUUCGCUCUUAUCUGGGUGAAGAGGUGGUCCUGUUCACCACAGAUGGAGCGGGUGUGGGUUAUCUCAAGUGUGGAUCCCUCCAGGGCAUCUAUGCCACUGUUGACUUCGGACCAGGUUCAAACGUGACUGCUGCUUUUGCAGCACAGAGACAUGCAGAGCCACGUGGUCCUUUGGUGAAUUCUGAGUUCUACACAGGCUGGUUGGAUCACUGGGGCAAGAAACACUCUGUCAUUCCCACAGCUGCUGUGGUCAAGAGCCUUAAUGAAAUUCUGCAAGUGGGAGCCAAUGUUAACUUAUAUAUGUUCAUCGGUGGAACUAACUUUGGCUAUUGGAAUGGUGCCAAUUCUCCUUAUGGUCCUCAACCAACCAGCUAUGACUAUGACGCCUCGCUUACAGAAGCUGGAGACCUGACAAAGAAGUAUUUCGCCAUAAGAGAAGUCAUCAGCAUGUACAAAGAGAUACCAGAAGGAAUACUGCCUCCAUCAACACCUAAAUUUGCUUAUGGGCAAGUGCAAAUGAAAAAGCUCAAGACCGUGUCUGAGUCUUUAGAUUUAAUAUCUGUCUCUGGCCCUGUAAAAACUCUUUACCCACCAACAUUUACUGAAAUGAAUCAGGGGUUUGGCUUUGUGCUGUAUCAAACUGUGUUACCCUUCAACUGUUUGAAGCCCACCCCGCUGUCGUCUCCACUAAAUGGAGUCCAUGAUCGGGCAUAUAUAUCCAUUGAUGGUAUUGCUGCUGGUAUUUUGGAGAGGAACAAGGCACUCACCAUCAAUAUAACAGGAAAAGCUGGCAGCCGUGUGGACAUCCUGGUGGAGAACAUGGGCAGAAUCAACUACGGCAAAGAAAUUAAUGAUUUUAAGGGCCUGGUGUUUAAUCUGACUCUGGGUGCUGAUUUUCUGAGUAAUUGGACGGUGUACUCUCUGAACAUCGAUGAAGCAGUGCAGCAGGGCCUGUUGUCGGCAUCGAGCAGAUUCAUCUCCACCUCCAGCAGGUUCGCCACCUCUCCUCCUACUGUGCUUUCACCUCCAACCUUCUACGCUGGCAGCUUCAUCAUCCCUAACGGCAUUCCUGACCUCCCUCAGGACACAUACAUCCAGUUUCCCAACUGGAGGAAGGGUCAAGUGUGGAUUAACGGUUUUAAUGUGGGCCGCUACUGGCCGUCCCGUGGGCCACAGGUGACCCUCUUUGUCCCAGCCCACCUGCUCAGCACCUCCGUCCAAAACAACAUAACUGUUCUGGAGUUGGAGGCGUCACCUUGCUCCUCUGGUUCCUGCACGGUGGAGUUCACUGAUACUCCCAUCAUAAACGCCACAGUGAAGUCAACCGGCCUCUACAAGAGAGGUCCAGCAGACUUUUGGAGUAGAACGAUAUUAGAUUAAAACAUGCACAUUACACAUUUGUCUGAUUUAAAGGAAUCUAAAACAUGAAGUAGGAAGUUGUGAAGAAUAUGACACGCAUCAGUACUGUAUGGAAUAUAUGAUCACUGUGAAUGUACAGUAACAUCUCGCCAAUUCUCAGGUGUCAAAGCUGCUUAGACAAGGAGCUGUGAUCUUAAUUUUAAUGCACUAGAUCUCUGCUGAAAUCCUUCUAUUCUUUGCACUUUUAAUGAUUUUAAAUAAUACUAGAAAUCUAGAAGGCUUUAUUUAGCCAAUUUAGCCAAUUAAUUUUUGCAAAUGUUGGAUACUGCUUUUUAAUAUGUCACUAUAAAAUAUUGAUGAAUGUUUUUGUAUUUGUAUACCGUAUGUCUUUUUAAUUGUACUGUUAAAGCCAUACAGAAAUCUUUCAUUGUUUGUAAAAUAAACGACGAUUUUAUACAUGCAGACUUCA